Molecule: messenger RNA, 426 nt
Organism: Paramecium sonneborni
Lineage: Eukaryota; Ciliophora; Oligohymenophorea; Peniculida; Parameciidae
Source: the annotation of a GenBank genome assembly
AUGUAUUGUAAAAGUAGAAAAUAAGAAUUUAAAUAAUUAUAAAUAUUAUUCAUUUAUUAGAAUAUUUAAACAUAAAGUGGUGGUGGAUCGUAUGACGAAGCAGGAAAUUAGAAAAAGAUUGGAAAGUGGGUAGAAUUGGAUGAAGAGUUUAAUUAUAAUAAAUAAGUCACUUAUAAUGGCAAAUAUAAAAGGAAUGGAUUGAAGGUAGAUAGAUAGGAUACCUCGUUUAUGUGUCAGUAUUCUAAGAACUUUGUAUAAAUGCAAAUAUUAUAGAAGAAAAAUAUAUAGUGGUGGGGGAUGGAUCAUAUGAUUAAGAAGGAAAUGAGAAAAAGAUUGGACGAUGGGUAGAUUUGGAUAACGAGUUUCAUUCUUCAAAAAGACUCAUUCAUAAUGGUAAAUUUAAUAAGGACGGUAUGCAAACAAUGA